Messenger RNA from Adineta steineri, 510 nucleotides. The record is from the annotation of a GenBank genome assembly. NCBI's taxonomy places the organism in Eukaryota, Metazoa, Rotifera, Eurotatoria, Adinetida, Adinetidae.
AUGCCGGAGAGUCUCGAACAUAUUGAUAAAAAUGCAUCCAAAGAAGAAAAAUAUAAACAAGUAUUAGCUGAAAUCAAAAGUUUAGUUCAACAUGAAAAAGAUUUUAUUGCAAAUCUUGCUAAUAUUAGUGCAGUACUUAAAGAAGUAUUUGGUUUUUGGUGGGUUGGAUUUUAUUUAGUUAAAGAUAAUCAAUUAGUACUUGGACCAUUUCAAGGUCCAUUAGCUUGUACAAGAAUUCAAUUGAAUAAAGGUGUUUGCGGUGCAAGUUGGGGACAAAGUAAAACUAUUGUUGUUCCAAAUGUUCAUCAAUUUCCUGGUCAUAUUGCAUGUUCAUCGGCUUCAUUGUCUGAAAUAGUCGUACCUAUUAUUCGUAUGUCAUCAAAUAACGAACAAGGACAAGUAUUAGGUGUAUUGGAUGUUGAUAGUGAAUAUGAAUGUCAUUUUGAUGAUAUUGAUCAACACUAUCUUGAACAACUUGUACGCGAAUCUAUUGAACCAUGCUUUAAUUAA